GCAGCACCAGGAGCAGCAGCAGCGGGAGGAGGGGAAGCCAAGAUGGCAGAGGCGUCUCCCCCUGCCCCCCUCUCACCUCUGGACGUGGAGCUGGACCCCGAGUUCGAGCCCCAGAGCCGGCCCCGCUCCUGCACUUGGCCCCUACAAAGGCCUGAGUUGCAGGCGAGCCCGGCCAAGCCCUCGGGGGAAGCGGCCGCGGACGCCGCCUCCAUGAUCCCCGAGGAGGAGGACGACGAGGAGGAAGGGGGCAGCUCGCCCAUGGCCAUCGGCAGUGCCGGCGGCGGCGGAGGGGAAGCGCUGGCCCCGGAGGAGGAGGCCCGGCUGCUGGCCCCGCUGUCCGGGGUCGGGACGGAGGGCUCGGGCCAGGCCCCCGGGGCAGCGGCGGCUGGGGGCAGCGGGCUGAGUGGGGGGCAGCCGGCGGCGGCGCCGCGGAAAUGCUCGUCCCGGCGGAACGCGUGGGGCAACCUGUCCUACGCCGACCUGAUCACCCGCGCCAUCGAGAGCGCCCCGGACAAGCGGCUCACCCUGUCCCAGAUCUACGACUGGAUGGUGCGCUGCGUGCCCUACUUCAAGGAUAAGGGCGACAGCAACAGCUCGGCCGGCUGGAAGGCCCUUAAACUGACACGAGACCUAAAGAGAGAACCCUUUGCCAAAUCUGCUGUCAGCAAGUGGACAGUGAUACCGUUUACAGCUUAUGUUCUUUGUGAACCCUGCAUUAUUUUCCUAAUGAAGCAGAGACUGUUAAUGGGCCCCUUACCCAAGCGAAGAGCCUCCUUUUUCGGAAUUGAACUCGUUCUAAAGUAUGCAAAAUCUUCCUUUUAUGGGAUGGUCAAGCACCUACUGUGGAGACAAUGUUCAGCACCAUCCUGUUGAGAACACACUGUGUAGCCUUUACCGUAGUUAUUUGUCAAUGAGUAUGUGGUGUUUCAAUAUAUUAAUGGUUUAUGGGUUAUUUUAAUUUGGCUUCUAUUUUGGGGGGUUUCCCCAUCUCAUCCCUCUAACCUUCAGUUUGUUUGUUUUUUUAAAGAUGUUUUAACCAUUUUCUCUUUCUCUCCUGGUGCAUCUGAAAUACAGUGUAUGCACAAUGAAAGGCUAUACUAAUUACCAUUACCCAACAUAGCUUCAGACAUCAGCACUACCUGAGUAUGUAGCAUUCAUUACACCAAGCAACUGACUGAAGUCCAGAGAGAGGUGGCUUGUGGGUUUUGUUUGUUUGGUUUUUUGACUCUUUUUCAAAUCUUUUCUUCAAUUUAAUGGUACAUACCUUGUUUUUCCAUAAACAUCAAACCAGAGUUGAUUACAUAACAAGAGAAACUAGCAAGGUUGCUAGUUGCCAGUCCUGUCCAGUGUUUGUAAGGACUGAGUGAGGGUGCCAUUUCAUAGUGUUUACUGAUUCAGCACCUGAUUGAUUUGAUCGAUCUCACCUAUUGCAUUAUGUUAGCAGAGCUGCCCUAAUGGUUGCAGUGAAUAGAAUUAGUCUGCCUCAGCAGUUUGGAAACUGGUUGAUCUUAAAACAAGUAAUAAGAUAGGCUGUCCACCCAACACAGGUUAAAUGUAACCACUUGUAAGGAUAUGGUUUAAAAAGGAAAGGGAAGUAAAAUAUAUGACAUUGCAGAAAAGAUAACUUACAGUAUAUGCAUCAACAGUGACUUACAGUAGAGUCAUCAGAAGUUCAAAUGCAGAUCACUGCAGGGUAAGUUAUUACAUCAGUGAUUUUUCUUACAUACAUAUCCUUGAUUAUUUUUUCCUUCUCACUAUGCGUAAUCCAAUCUGAAAGAAGAAGCUGUAGAGGGAAAGGCAAGAAAGUAAUGCUAUACAAACAGCUUUUCAUAUAAGCUUAGAUAGUAAUUGGAUAAAUGACACUGAAAGACAAGGCCGUUUUAUAUGUUUUGCUUAUAUGGGUUUCUUUUGUAAAACGAAUAACAAUGAAUGAAUAAUAAUGAAUAAAAGGUAUGGUGCUGCUGUAUAGAUUCUCUCUAUAAUCUGGAAAGCUUGAUUACUUUUUAUUACUAUUUUUUUGGGGGGGGAGGAAAAAAGAGGAGGAAACACCAAUGGUACAUAAGAACUUGGUAUGAAGACGCUCUGAAUAGGACAGUGUAUACAUACUUCUCCAAAGUGAUAUAUGAAGACUUUUUUCUUUGCAUAAAAGCAUUAUGCAUAUAAAUAUAUAAAUAUAUUUUAUUAUGUACAGAAAUGGAUCAUUAUGCAUGGAUGUUAGGAAAACAAACUAGCAUUUUAACCCAAAGUUUCAGUGCAUGAGUUCCCACUGACACAUGUACCAUGCAAUGUGGAGUGACUCCCUUUCGCCACCACCACACAUGCACGCAUACACACACACAAACUCACACACACACAUUUGUGGGCCCCAUCUUGCUCCUUACUUUCCAGUUCCCUGAAGUAAUAUUGGUGAAAUAACAGCUCCUAGUGUGAUGGAAAAUUUGUUUUGUAUUGUAACCUCCUCAUGCUUGUGCUGUUCUAUUUUAUAGAUGAACCUGUUGAUUUCAUCCUGCCCUUUACUGAAUAUGUAAACUCUGUGCAGUUGUGAUUAUAGUAGACCCAUAGCAUAUCAAGCAGCUAAGAGUUUAUCAUUUUCAUUAAAUGAAACAACAUUUUUUUAAAUUAAGGUGGUCUAUUUAUCAAUGGCAGGGACUAGUUUAUUGUUUUUUUCUUUAUCAUCAGAAUUAGUUGAUGAUUCACAUUACUGAUCUUCCCAUUUGAGGUGAUAUUUCGGGUAACCAGCUACCCAGUACGAUAAUGGUGUACAGCAGUCAUCUGUUUUAGGGGUCAGUUCACUUACAGGAGUCCAGAUGCAGGCACCUUUUACCAAAGUUAGUAAAGAGCUUUAUUGCAAGCCUUCACUGUACUCGGUGUGUAUAACAGUAUCUGUCAGGUUUUUGGUACAUCAUUAAAUGUGAAUUAAACUGAGGGUGUUUUUCUUUCUUUGUCUUCUGUGGUAUUAUGCUUGCUGAUUGACAAUUUUUAAUCUUAAAGUCUCACUCUCUGCUUAAUAGGAGGGCUGUGCACAAGUACUCUGGUACAAAGCAGGCUUUGUGUUUAUUUCUGGUGUGACAUUUUGUUGAACUAUCUAUUGUCCACUGGAGGAUGGAAUACAUCGUGGUGCAGUCGUAGAGCAAGCAGCAGAUUCUCCCUUUCACACGGUCUAAUUUAAGGCAGGUUACAAAUAUAUAGGUAGUACAGGAUUAUGUUACUGUAUCUACCUACCAUAUAUAUCUACUGACUGCACCUUUUUUAUUUGGAUUUCUUGGGAGAAAUAUUGGACCGACCUGUCUGCUGGUGUAACUUAAAUGGGAUAGUGCCAACAGAAAAUUUGGCCCACUUUAUAGAGUAGAAUAACAAAACAUAUUGGGCCAAAUUCUGCUCUCAAGUUACGAUGAUGUAAAUCUGGACUAACCGAUGGUAGUGAGUUACUACAGAUUUACAGCACUGUCUUUCCCUGAUGCACAACCCAAGCGCCCGGGCUGUGCUCUAGGGAUCUUCUUGGGAGCAGGAACAAGGAAUCCGCCACUCCAUAGCUGGUACUCCAGCAUCAGAGCAGGAAUAGCCUUAGCACUGCCUUGCCUGUGUGUCCCCUCUGCAGCGGGGAACGGCCGUCAGAUCCACUGACCCUGCCCCAUCCCCAAAUCCCUUCUGGGCAGUACAUACUGGAGGUGAGCUCCGCGUCUUCAGAUAGUCAACGCCUGCAGCCCCACACUGCAGCAGAACUGCACCUCUUCUUCCACUGCAGGCAGAACCUGCUUGUACCCAUUUUGGAGGACAGGAUGUAUGCCAGUGACCAGGAUUUGCCCAAUCGUUCACAGUUGCACAUAAGGAGAUAAGGCCCAAUGCUGCAGUCUUUACUCAGAUGAAAUCUCCCAUUAAAUGGGCUUGCCUGUAUAAGGAUUGCAGGAUCGGGUUGUUAGAGUCCUUUCUUAAUACCAGCAAAGUUCUGUUUUGACGUUAUGACUACGGCGACAAAGACGAGUAAUUUUAUUUUUUCUUGGUACGGAACUAAUAUGUCUAAUGGAAGGGAAAGACUGCUUGUUUGAACAUACUGGGCCAGACUUUGUUACUGCAGUGUUAAUGCAGCGUGACUCCCAUGAGAUCAGUGGAGUUACGUCAGAUUUACAAAAUAUGGUUCACUUUUUUUAGAAAAUGAAGAAAAACCAGUAGGUUCAGAGACAUCCAAUCAAUGGCAGCGAAGUUAUAGAACCUUCCAAACAAAUCAAAAUCAAAGCACAAGCAAAUAAGGGGCCUGAUCCUGCUCCCACUGAAGUUAAUGACAAAACUCUCAUUGGCUUCCACAGUGCAGUUUUGGGCUGCUAGUGUUGGGGGGGAGAAAACCUGCACUACCUGAGGAGGGAUGGACUAGAAAAACGUAUAGAUUUUUUCUAUCUCUAAUUUUGGUGGCCAACAUUUUCAAACUUAAAUAUGUGAAGUUAAGCACCUCAGGCUGGAAUUUUCAAGGGGCAUAAGGGAGUUAGGUGCUCUGCUUUCAUUGCUUUUCAGUGGGAGUAGGGUGCCUCACUCAUUGAGACCCCUUGGAAAAUCCCAGGCCAAAAUGUACACUUAGGCACAUAAAAAGUGCCCCAAUUUUCAGAGGUGCAGAAUAGUCACCGUAGAGAAUCCAGCGGCAGCCACGGGGACUGAGCACCUUUGCAAAUCAGAUCACUUAUUUAGGUGCCAAAGUAUGGAUUCAGAAACCCGUUUUUGAAACUUUGGCCUUGGUUCCAGGAAUAUUUUUGAGCAUUACCCCCCGCCCCACACACACACACACAAAAGCAUGCCCACCAGAUAAAGUCUCAGAACAUAUGCACAGGUUAUUGUUUAAAUUUUGUGUUUUAAAACAUUCUAAAAAGGGUAAUGCUUAUGCAGUUUAGACAAGUCUGCUUUUAUUUAAUUUUCUUUGUGAAAUAUCUUCUCAUAUAAAUAGCUGGUUAAUAGGCCACUACCUAACUCCAGGAAUAUUUGUACUACUGCUUUACAGAGCUAAAUGUUAGGACAUAUAUUGCUCUAAAAUUAUGUCAUUGCUUGGCAAUCAGUCUCCUAUAAUUGUUUUAGUACAUAAUGUACACUGGAAAUGCCAGCACAUGUGCAGGAGGACCAGAUGCAUUUAGUUAAUAUGAGGGGGGGGGAACGAUUGUACGUUUUGGCUUCACAUGUUAAACUUUUUUUUUUUAAAAAAAAGUUGCAUGAUUGGAAAAUAAUAUGUAUACAGUAUCUGUAAAACUGUUUUAGCUGUUUUUGUUUCACCAUGUCAAGCCAUAUAAAUUGAAAAAAAUAUUAAAUCCACAGCCUUUAUGCAUGGCUGUCUUUACAUACUGAAGAAUUGAACAGUAUAUACUUUUAAUUUGGGCUUUCUUGCACUUUCAUGUUGCAUUCUUACUGAGGAUUUUGUAAAUUAGAUUCUGCCCUGGAUGAAUAUACUACCUUACUACACAAAGAUUAGAAACACGUUUGAUUUUAAAAUCUUCCCCUUUCCAAAUGAAGUAGAGAUGCAGUGCUUACUCCACUUGGUGUUAGUAGAUAUUGCCUUGUGUAUUCCUUUUUAAAUUGUAAUCUAGUUUGUAAAAGAGAUGGUGCCGCAUGUAAAUAAAGCAUAAUGGAUCUCUACG
Emys orbicularis (European pond turtle) is the source of this 5612-nucleotide messenger RNA. RefSeq names its product forkhead box O3 (gene FOXO3). Gene Ontology annotation, biological process: regulation of transcription by RNA polymerase II. Gene Ontology annotation, molecular function: DNA-binding transcription factor activity, RNA polymerase II-specific; RNA polymerase II cis-regulatory region sequence-specific DNA binding. The transcript has 2 exons. Gene Ontology annotation, cellular component: mitochondrial matrix; nucleus. The coding region runs from base 43 to 873 and encodes 276 amino acids. The record is from RefSeq and is a predicted model, not a curated record. NCBI's taxonomy places the organism in Eukaryota, Metazoa, Chordata, Testudines, Emydidae.